AGCCGAAUGGGCCCCGGAUUCAAACUGUGGCGCAAUCACGAGGUUCGGGUCGAUUGGGCCGAUCCCGAGCCUCAGGUCGACGACGAAAUCAUGAAACAAGUUAGAGUACUUCACGUUAGAAAUCUUCACACCAAUGUCGAGGAAUCGGAUCUGAAAAAUAUCUUCAGCUUCGAUGGCCUUCACGUCGAAAGAGUGAAAAAAAUUCGUGACUUUGCGUUCAUUCACUUCGAGACGAGACCUGACGCCGAAAAAGCGUACAAUUUGUCCACAGGUGCGGAGUUCCGGAAGAAUAACCCGACUCUGAAGAUGAUUCAGGUCUCGUAUUCGCGACCGCAGAAGAGCCGUCCGACGCGAUCGAAAUCAUUCCUAUCUGAAUGCGAAUCGUUUCAAACGGAUUCAUGUUUGAGUGAUUUGACGCCCAACUCAUCCCCAUAUCAGGGAUCGCAGUUCGCGUCGAAUGGAUUCUUGCAACAACUCAAACACUACCAGACUUUAAAUCAAAACGGCUAUCAGAACUGUUUGCCAUUUGCCGCCAACUCUUAUGGCUCGCCACCAAUGGUUCCCAUUAAGUAUGAUUUGGGAAUUGGGGACAAGAAUGACACUAAUUCUUACGUUAUUUUGUUUCCAAUCCCAUAUUGGAUCCCCAAAACCCCAAAUAAUAAUAAACAAGCCAUUGAUAAUUCCUUCCUCUAUAACUAUAACAAUGCUCUUAUGUUCUAAGAUAUCUUUGUCUUGACUUGAGUC
Messenger RNA from Medioppia subpectinata, 744 nucleotides. The record is from the annotation of a GenBank genome assembly. Lineage: Eukaryota; Metazoa; Arthropoda; Arachnida; Sarcoptiformes; Oppiidae.